Messenger RNA from Brassica rapa (field mustard), 612 nucleotides. RefSeq lists its product as uncharacterized. NCBI's taxonomy places the organism in Eukaryota, Viridiplantae, Streptophyta, Magnoliopsida, Brassicales, Brassicaceae. The record is from RefSeq and is a predicted model, not a curated record. Gene Ontology annotation, molecular function: calcium ion binding.
AAGUUGUAUAAAUACACGUCCAAAUAUUCCAAGGUUGUUAAAUUAUCAAUACCAAGUCAUGUCUAAAGCAAAAGAUUUUAAAGAAGCUUUCAAGAAGAUGGAUCAGUACAAUAAUGGUGAGAUUUCAUGGGAAGAAUUAAAUUUUCAUGGCAUACGCAACCGCUCUCUUCCUAUGACGAUGUCUCAAGUCGAUAAUAUGUUUGGAGAGCUUGAAACUGAUGGCGAAGACCGAGUUUUCGGAUCAGCUUCUAAACAUCUUGUUAAUCAAGAUCAUUCAUCUCUUCCGGUUAAACAUGAAGAUGUGAUUAAUGAAGAGCUGAAAAAAGAGGUUAGUAUACUUAAACAUGACAAUAAUGCUAAGAAAAUUGAGAAUCAGGUUGAAAUUCCGAAGACACCGGUUGUUGAAGAGAAGAGCUCCAAAGAGUUGGAAGAUUGAGAAUCAGAUUGAGUUUUAUUAGGUUUUAGUAUUUUUGAUUUGGUUUUAAUUUUUUUGUUUUGUGCUUUGGGAUUUUGAUAGAGCUUUAUUUUUUUCCAGAAAUUUAGGGUUUUAUUUUUGUUGCUUCAAUUUAUGUUUUCACAUUGUGAGGUAACAAAAACAUUCCUUACGUUUUA